AUGAACACGCAAGGCAAUUUCUCGUCACAGAGUUCGCCAACGACACACUUGCUCGUCAGCGCCAUUUCGAGCAUUCCUGCCUCUUCUCUUCCUCGCUUGCAGGUCGAAUUGACCCGAGCUUCAGGCUCCCGAGCUCCAUCCGCAUUCAAGCAAACAGAAAUCAUCUGCACUAGGUCAGACGAUCAGGCCAGGAAGGAAGUAGAGGAGGAAGAUGGGCGGUGGGGCCAGACCAGGAGGGCUCGAAAAGAGGUCAAACUCAGAGUGCUUUGCGAGCAGGGCAAUGUGUGAGGUGACCAGCGACUGGUCCAGCGCGAGCACCACAAAAUCACGAGCGGGCUGACCACAUCCCCUGAUCAAAUGAAGCACCUUGAUGCUGCCUUCGCCCGCGCCUCCUGUGCGCAAGCCGCAGGCAGCUGGCCAGACAGAGAGCGCUGCUACCGUUCGUCCCAUCGUGGUGUUAGACAUGCUCUUGCCAACAUCAGAGGAGAACGAUUACGAUGAUGACAGCGCUAGCGAGGAUGGCUUCUCUGAGGCGAGCGACGAUCGUCGUCAGAGCGAAGCGGACUGGAAAACUGCCAUCAGUUGCUUGGGCUGGAGGUGAGUGGGACUCUGUUCGGGGCAACAAAACUUCGAUGCGGCCUGCUUAGUUCCGUGCAUUGAACACAGCCCUGAAAGGGAAAUCAGGCGGACGGGAAUCCGAUUUCUGCUGCGAGAACAGCCCCUCUGGUCCGGCUGGGGCGCCAGUUUCGAAGUUCUUGUGUAUCGUGUGAGUGAGCGUUAUUAGACUGCCGCAGCAGCCGUAUCGAGCUGCCCUCCAGAGAGCAAUGACAUUUAAUUUAUACCUUUGCGCUCCAAGACACAGGCUGGCAGUCCUGAUAUUGCACCCCUAUCGGAUGACGUGUCCUCUUACAGCAUCUCGGCGCGCAUCGUACACCCUCUUCUCGCAGACUCGAGGGCCACUGGGAGCGAUGGUCAAGCUGGCGCUGAUUCAGCUACGCGCGAGCUCGACAAACUGCAAGAGCGUCUGAAAGGCAUUUGCAGCUUCGAGAGAGACACGGACUCUGGGUAA
Molecule: messenger RNA, 1069 nt
Organism: Ceraceosorus bombacis
Lineage: Eukaryota; Fungi; Basidiomycota; Exobasidiomycetes; Ceraceosorales; Ceraceosoraceae
Source: the annotation of a GenBank genome assembly